AUGCCGGUGCCUUCCUCGUGGACCACUCCCAUCCGCGAGCUGCGUGAAGAGGUACACCAGGAGCUCCAGAACUUUUCAGCUCGCCUUGCCGCCGUGGAGGCCCGUUUGGCAUCACCGCUGACGCCCGGCGGCGAGGCCCGGCAACGGCGACAGAGCGUGUGGAAGACACCGACAGCGCAGACGGCGCAAUCGGAGCCCUCCGAGGUGACUCCAAAAUCCACAAACCGAAAGAUUUGGAAGACUAACUCAGACGCGCCGGGCACUCCCUCGAACUAUGUGGAGACCAACCAGCCGCAUGAGACCUGGUUGAAUGCGAAUGAAGCAGUGACGCUAGGGAUUGACGAGAGUCCCAAUGCGGCUGGAGAAAGGAUGUCUCAGGCAGGUUCCACUGAAAGUGAUCAUGGCAUGGAGGAGGUGGAAGUGCAUUUCGAGGAAAGUGCUUGGAGUAUUCCAAUGGUCCUUGGACUGGUCGAUGCCGGGAAGUUUGACACCGUCUAUGCAGUGGUGCUGCUCUUUGUCAACUGCGGCAUGCAGAUCAUGUUUUCAGGGAUCUUGCUCUCCGAUGGCUUCCAGGGAGAAGAGUUUAGCAACCAAGUGAAGCAUGCCCAAGUGUGGCGAACCAGUGUGGCGCAUGACUACAAGUACAUGGAUCCUUGGAAAGAAGCGUCGUCACACGGGUUUGCACUGGUGAUGGUGCAUUGA
Molecule: messenger RNA, 702 nt
Organism: Durusdinium trenchii
Lineage: Eukaryota; Dinophyceae; Suessiales; Symbiodiniaceae
Source: the annotation of a GenBank genome assembly